UUAUAACCAUUACUGGAGCUGCGUACCGUGUAUCUAAAUCUGAUGGCCCAGGAUAUUUUCAUGAUGUCGGGAAAGAGGCAUUAGAACUUAUCAGGGAUCCUUUUUAUCUCCAAAACCAUGUUUGGAAUUCUGAUCGUAAAUCUUCUCUGAUAUGUGGCAGUGAACUUACAACUAGCCAAAACUUGGUGAAGAAAUUGAUGUUGAGUUUCAAGAAUGAUGGCUCCUUCAUGUGUUUCAAAGCUUCUGUUUUCGAUCACCUUGUAGAUGUUCCAGUAAAUGACCCAGAACAUGGUGUGGCUGACGAUGAAAUUCCUGAUAUGGAAGAUCCUAAUUCUGCACAGUUAUUGGUGGAGAAGCUUGUUGGUCCUGAUGUGAAUACAAUGUUAUAUCUGCCCUACUCUCUUAAAAAAUCAAAAGUUGAAUUCCAGCUACAUCAACCUUAUCAUGGGUCUGUUCUUAGCAUUGGUUUGAACAACAAAAGGAUGCCUUGCUUAUCUGUUUCGAGCUUAUGCGGCCUGCAGGAUAUCUGUUUGGGAGGUGUUGACAGCCUUGCUUUUGGGGGCCAAUUGAAAAUAAACGAGUCCAAUUCAUGGUUCAGUGUUUCUGCUGGGUUGUCAGUCCGUGCUGAAUUGUUCAGUGCUGGCCUAACUUUUAAACAACCUGGUCAGUUUGAUUAUACUUUCUGCAGCAAUAUUCUCAAUACAAGCACUGUAUUAGGUGGCCUGGCUAGCUAUAGCUAUCUGACCAAUCAAUGGAAAUUGAUUGGCGGAAUUGGUCACACUUUUGACCCCACCUUGAAUAUCAAAGGGCGUAUUGGUAAUGAUAAAACUGUCAAUGCUCUUAUCUCUAAGAAGUUCGCUGGCAAAGGCAGUCUUCAUUUUGCAUCGGAGGUUGAUUUAAAGGAUUUUUGGAGAUAUCCUCGGGUUGGUUUGUCAUUUUUGUUUCCUUAGGUUGGAGGAAGCUUCAUGCUGAAGCAGUUGGCGGUAGCGUUUCUGAAUCGCUGAUGGUAGGCAAUACGAGUCACUGAAGACGCAAGUGUUCAAUUACUAAGGUCCUGUAUGCUGUAGUUGUCAGCAAACCCCAGGCUAAUUUUGUACAGCUGUGGUAUUAGUGUUCACACUAAACACAGAUACUCUGAACACUCAACCCGGAGGGAUUUCGACCCUGGGGUGUUUUGCUUGUGUAAAUUAGCUCACGGACAGGUUUUCCUGUGAAGUAGCUCACGGAUGGUCUCGAGGUUGGUUCUGCUUGCCGAAAGUUGCUCAUGGAUGGUCUGUUUGUGUUCUUUGUUUCCUCUUGCAAACAUCUAGCCUGGUGGUGCCAAAUUUGCAGUUAUGCUGAACGUGCUACAUGCUAAGCUUGUUUUGAAAAGAUUUUAAGUUGCUGCAAUGUUACA
Messenger RNA from Triticum aestivum (bread wheat), 1396 nucleotides. Its product is annotated as outer plastidial membrane protein porin. Gene Ontology annotation, biological process: monoatomic anion transmembrane transport. Gene Ontology annotation, cellular component: mitochondrial outer membrane. Lineage: Eukaryota; Viridiplantae; Streptophyta; Magnoliopsida; Poales; Poaceae. The record is from RefSeq and is a predicted model, not a curated record. Gene Ontology annotation, molecular function: voltage-gated monoatomic anion channel activity.